Molecule: messenger RNA, 4464 nt
Organism: Pteronotus mesoamericanus
Lineage: Eukaryota; Metazoa; Chordata; Mammalia; Chiroptera; Mormoopidae
Gene: ADAMTS1
Product: ADAM metallopeptidase with thrombospondin type 1 motif 1
Exons: 9
Coding region: 202-3057 (951 amino acids)
Biological process (GO): extracellular matrix organization; proteolysis
Cellular component (GO): extracellular matrix
Molecular function (GO): metalloendopeptidase activity; zinc ion binding
Source: RefSeq, a predicted model, not a curated record
UGUCUGCGGCCGGCUCUGCGUGCACUUCCAAAAAGUAACACUGUUAACUUUAAGCAUCCAGAGCGAGGCCGGGGAGGCUCUUCACUCCCGACCCAAACAAUAGCCUCUUCGCUCGGUGCGCUGCGCCGCGCGGUGCCAACCCGGACUCGGGUGCAGCUAGCGGUCCCCGCGGGGUUCCGAAGGCGUGCUGCAGGCAGCGACAUGGGGAAGGCGGAGCUGGCGCGUUGGUUUCACCGCUCGCAGCCUGCGUUCGUGCUGCUGCUGCUCGGGUCGGUCGCACCGCUGCUGGUCCUGCCGGGGGCGCAUGGGCGCCUCGCCGAGGAGGACGAGGAACUGGUGCUGCCGGUAGUGGAGCGCGACCCGGGAGACCGGAACGUGCACCUCCGCCUGGACGCCUUCAGCCGGCAACUGAGCCUGGAGCUGCAACCGGACCGCGACUUCCUGGCGCCCGGCUUCACGUUCCAGACCGUGGGGCGCAGACUGGGACCCGACGCUCCAAGUCCCGACCCCGACGGUGACCUGGCGCACUGCUUCUACUCCGGCACGGUGAACAGCGAUCCCAGCUCGGCCGCGGCACUCAGCCUCUGCGAGGGCGUGCGCGGCGCCUUCUAUCUGCAGGGCGAGGAGUACUUCAUCCAGCCAGCGCCCGCAGCCUCGGUGCGCCUCGCCCCCGCCGCCGCCGCCGCCGCCGCCGGGGAGGAGCCGCCGACGCGGCCCCAGUUCCAUCUCCUGCGGCGGAGACGGCGAGGCGACGGCGGCGCCAAGUGCGGAGUUAUGGACGACGAGAUUCAGCUCGCGAGGGGCGCGGGCCCGGAGGGCGAGGAUGCCGGGGCAGAGUGGCGGCAGAGGGACCCUGCUCCUGAGCGCGCGGGGCAGCGAACAGGAAAUGGAAGCGUAAGAAAGAAGCGAUUUGUGUCCAGCCCCCGCUACGUGGAAACCAUGCUUGUGGCCGACCAGUCAAUGGCAGAGUUCCACGGCAGUGGCCUGAAGAACUACCUUCUCACCCUGUUUUCGGUGGCAGCCAGGUUGUACAAACACCCCAGCAUUCGGAAUUCGGUUAGCCUGGUGGUAGUGAAGAUCCUGGUCAUCCACGAGGAGCAGAAGGGGCCGGAGGUGACUUCCAACGCUGCGCUGAGUCUGCGUAACUUCUGCAACUGGCAGAAGCAGCACAACCCGCCCAGUGACCGAGAUGCCGAGCACUAUGACACAGCGGUUCUUUUCACCAGACAGGACCUGUGUGGGACCCAGACGUGCGAUACUCUUGGGAUGGCCGACGUUGGGACUAUAUGUGAUCCCAGCAGAAGCUGCUCUGUUAUAGAAGAUGAUGGCUUACAAGCUGCCUUCACCACAGCCCAUGAAUUAGGCCACGUGUUCAACAUGCCGCACGAUGACGCGAAGCAGUGCGCCAGCCUCAACGGCGCCAGCCGGGACUCCCACAUGAUGGCGUCCAUGCUUUCCAACCUGGACCACAGCCAGCCCUGGUCUCCCUGCAGCGCCUACACCAUCACCUCGUUUCUGGACAACGGCCAUGGUGAAUGUUUGAUGGACAAGCCCCAGAGCCCCAUACAGCUCCCCUCUGAUCUUCCUGGGACCUUGUAUGAUGCCAACCGGCAGUGCCAAUUUACAUUUGGGGAGGAGUCCAAACACUGCCCAGAUGCAGCCAGCACGUGCUCGACCCUCUGGUGCACCGGCACCUCUGGUGGGUUGCCGGUGUGCCAAACCAAACACUUCCCUUGGGCAGACGGCACCAGCUGUGGAGAAGGGAAAUGGUGUGUCAACGCCAAGUGUGUGAACAAGACUGACAAGAAACACUUUGAUACUCCUGUUCAUGGAAGCUGGGGGCCAUGGGGACCCUGGGGAGAGUGUUCUAGAACCUGCGGUGGAGGCGUUCAGUAUACGAUGAGGGAAUGUGACAAUCCCGUCCCAAAGAAUGGAGGGAAGUACUGCGAAGGCAAGCGUGUGCGGUACAGAUCGUGUAACAUUGAGGACUGCCCAGACAAUAAUGGAAAAACCUUUAGAGAAGAACAAUGUGAGGCGCACAAUGAGUUCUCCAAAGCUUCCUUUGGGAGCGGGCCAGCAGUGGAGUGGACGCCCAAGUACGCUGGAGUCUCCCCCAAGGACAGGUGCAAGCUCAUCUGCCAAGCCAAAGGCAUUGGCUACUUCUUCGUGCUGCAGCCCAAGGUGGUAGACGGUACGCCAUGCAGCCCAGAUUCCACCUCUGUGUGCGUGCAAGGACAGUGUGUAAAAGCCGGGUGUGAUCGCAUCAUAGACUCCAAAAAGAAAUUUGAUAAAUGUGGUAUUUGUGGAGGAAACGGAUCUACGUGCAAGAAGAUAUCAGGAUCAGUUACUAGUUCAAAACCUGGAUAUCACGAUAUUGUCACGAUUCCAACUGGAGCCACAAACAUUGAAGUGAAGCAACGGAAUCCGAGGGGAUCCAGAAAUACAGGAAGCUUUCUUGCCAUCAAAGCUGCCGAUGGCACGUACAUCCUGAAUGGUGACUUCACCCUGUCCACUUUAGAGCAAGACAUUACGUACAAAGGGAGCGCCCUGAGGUACAGCGGCUCGUCUGCCACGCUGGAAAGAAUCCGCAGCUUCAGCCCCCUCACAGAACCCUUAACCAUCCAGGUCCUGACCGUGGGCCAUGCCCUUCGGCCUAAAAUUAAAUACACCUAUUUCGUGAAGAAGAAGAAGGAGCCUUUCAAUGCCAUCCCCACGUUCUCAGAAUGGGUCAUCGAAGAGUGGGGCGAAUGCUCCAAGUCCUGCGGACUGGGCUGGCAGAGAAGGCUGGUGGAGUGCCGCGACCUCAACGGGCAGCCUGCUUCCGAGUGCGCCAAGGAGGUGAAGCCCGCCAGCACCAGGCCUUGCGCGGACCUGCCCUGCCCCCGCUGGCAGCUGGGGAGCUGGUCGCCAUGUUCCAAGACUUGUGGGAAGGGGUACAAAAAGAGAACCUUGCAGUGUCUGUCUCACGAUGGGGGGUUGUUGGCUCAUGAAAGCUGCGAUCCUUUAAAGAAACCUAAACAUUACAUAGACUUUUGCACGAUGGCAGAAUGCAGUUAAGCAGUGUGGGUGCUGAAGGAAAGAUGAGGUGAGGAAGGGCUGAGGCACUGAAAUCAAGAAGGCUGGAGGGAUCCAGUGUACCUUGCUGGUGAUGUUACAAUGCCUGUUCCCUGGUACUGAUUCAAUACUUUGUGCCCUGGGGGUUGGGAAACGCAAAGCAGAAGAAAGGUGAGAUUCUUAAUUUAAGGCAUGGCUUACUUUACCUCACGAACAAUAGAGGGAGAAAGGAGUACAAACAGGAGCUUUGACCAGCACGGCCUGUGGUUGCAAGGAUUCCACAGGAGGUUUGUUAUCUUUUCUACCGAGAGUUAAGAAUUCAGGAAUGUCAACCCUGGAGAAAAAGGCAUCGCAAUGCCAAAUGACUCCAUCGUUACCUUUUUGUACCACUCUCGCAUCUUCGUGAAUUUGUUUUGACAAACAAUUCCUUGUGUUUGUAAAAAAUGCAUUAAGUCUCCAAGGGAAAAAAGCAGUGAUGUAUCAGGUGCUGGUAAAAACCAGAGGAGGCACCCGGAGCUCGGUGCCUCCUACCUUUCUUUCCUCCUUGUGUAAGCCUAUGUUAGGAAUAUGGAAAAAACAGUUUGAGUCUCAAGAAAGUCAGCAAGAUCGCGCAAAAAGGUUCUAAGGCCAGAACAAGAAUGGGGUGAGCAAAACCAGAUCCCCAAUGUUUGGGGACAGUGAGAUCAUUUGUCUCGUGGUGGAGAGGCUACUGAGGGGUAGCAGGUCCAUCCCCAGCAGCUGGUCCAACAGUCAUAUCCUGGUGAAUGUCUGUUCAGCUCUUCUACUAUGAAAGAGAAUGACUUUUGCCAUAUGUAUAUAGUAAAACAUGUUCCUAUAAAUUCUAUGUACUUUAUAAGUAUUGGUUUGUGAGUUCCUUCUAAGAAGGACUAUAGUAUGUAAUAAAUACCUAUAAUAACAUAUUUAUUUUUAUACAUUUCUUUUUAAUGAUAAAGCUCUUAAGUUAUCGUGAUUGUAAAAAGGCAUAUAAAAAUAUAUUAUUUAUACAAUAUAUGUUACUAGAAAUAAUAAAAUAACACUUUUUGAAUAUGUUGUGUAUAUUUUUUUAAGUGGGAACUUAUUUCUAGGAAGGAAAUUUGAGACACAAAUACGGAAUUUGAAGAACGGACAUUUCCUUUGGAAAAAAGAUUUCAUUCUAAUGAAAUGUAUUUUCUGUAUCCUGGAUUAUGUGAUUGUUACAAAGAAAGCAAGCUAUGGUAUCUUUGGUGAUAGAUAGGUUUGUUACUAAUGUAUAAUAUAUACACAUGGUUGGCAGACUUCUUCUGUAAAGAGCCAGGUAAUCAAUAUUUCCAGCUUUGUGGCCCCUACCAUCUCUGUCACAACUACUCAAAUGUGCUGUUGUAGCAUGAAGACAGCCAUAGGCAAGACAUUAAUGAAUGGGCAUGGCAGUGU